Pseudovirgaria hyperparasitica is the source of this 4838-nucleotide messenger RNA. RefSeq names its product patatin-like serine hydrolase. The transcript has 3 exons. Gene Ontology annotation, biological process: lipid metabolic process. Lineage: Eukaryota; Fungi; Ascomycota; Dothideomycetes; Acrospermales; Acrospermaceae. The record is from RefSeq and is a predicted model, not a curated record. Bases 165 to 4703 code for a protein of 1512 amino acids. Gene Ontology annotation, cellular component: endoplasmic reticulum. Gene Ontology annotation, molecular function: phosphatidylcholine lysophospholipase A1 activity.
GCGUCAACUUGCUGUAGAACCCGUGGUUUAAUGCUUCCAUGCCCUCCCCGUUAAUGAGGUCUCGCUACUUCGCCCUCGACAAUGUUACAAUUUAGCGUCUUUCCAUACUGAGGCUCGUUUCCUCCCUUGACAAUACAAGCCGUCGAGAUAUCGUUCUGCCCGCCAUGGAUUCGUCCGUACCGACAUCAGUUGUGACAGCUGUAGCUGAUUUCUCCAGUCAAAUCGCAUCUGCAACUGACAUUGCUACUGCUUCGGAGGUACAAACCUCCAGCUCUGUUCUAGCCAUUAUCGCCCGUAUCCUUUUGGCAAUCCUUCGUGUGAUUCCGGGGGUGCUGUAUUGGACAGUCACAUUUCUGACCAUUACGCUGCCGACAUGGCUGUUCACCCUGUUUUCAAUGAGUUUGACCUUUACCAUGAACUUCACUACGCUUAUGGUCCUUUUAGUUGCCUUCGCUUCGACUGUGAGCUGGAUAGUACGAUAUCGCGUUCUGAAUAUGUAUUCUCGUCUACCAGCAGAACCCCAACGACAGGAGCCACAAGUUGAAGUGUUUCCAGAUUCGCAGGACGGUGAUUCUAAACGUGGGCUGACCAAUUACUUGGACGAAUUCCUGAGCGCCAUCAAAGUCUUUGGCUAUCUUGAACGGCCGGUCUUCCACGAGCUGACCCGGACCAUGCAGACAAGAAAGUUGAUUGCAGGCGAGACAUUAUUACUCGAAGAAGAGAAGGGUUUCUGUAUCGUUGUCGAUGGUCUGGUGCAGAUCUUCGUCAAAUCCAAUGCAAGGGAAUCGAACGUAUCCGAGAAGGGCGAUGAUACUCAUGGUGAAGGAAGCUCUGAUGAGGAGGGUGGAGAUAGAGAACAUAACCAGGGGUAUCAACUUUUGAGCGAGGUGAAGAACGGUGCUCCACUAUCUUCUCUCUUUUCAAUACUGUCCCUCUUCACUGAGGAUGUAAAACUUCGCCACGAAGAAGACGAAGAAAGCGUAGCUACUAGGCCUGGGACAGAUAACUCUACAGGUCCGGGACUCACGACUCCUAACGAGUCUGUGCCUGGGAGCCCCAUGCAUAUACAUCGCAAUUCCCUGGAACUCAGGCAAGCUAAAGAGCAAUCUCUUCCGAACUCGCCUGCAAGUGGAAAGCUCCCACGUAUCCCUCCAUUAUCUUUGGAUCCUGAGUCCAUGAAUAAUGCUAAUCGGCAGACUCGACCCCGUUCACGCGUGCCAAAAUCUGCCCAUCCCGAUAUUGUGGCCAGGGCUACGACAGAUACUACAAUCGCUGUGAUACCAGCCACAGCUUUUCAUCGAUUGACCAGACUCUAUCCUCGGGCCUCAUCCCACAUCGUUCAGGUUAUUCUGACUCGCUUACAAAGAGUCACGCUCUCGACAGGUCACGCAUAUCUGGGCUUGACGAGUGAAGUUCUCCGAACAGAACGGCUGAUGAACAAAUACACGACCUACGAUUUGCCAGGAUUUCUCCGGGACUCGCCCCUAGAAAGGCUCAAAGACAAGUUUGCGAAGGAGCGUGAAAGAACAGGACCAGAAGAAGGAAUGAAAGGGAUUGCAUUACACAAUUCUAAUGCCGGUGUGCACCGGCGACGCAGAUCGAGCGGUGGUCUUCGAAAAGAAGCUGCUUCCCAUGCUAGAGCUGCUGCAGGUCGAAAUCUAAACGGAGCUACCAACGCAACUCUCAGAAUGACUACUGCUGAUUCCGAAAGAUCGGGUGUAAGUGCAGGUGAUCUCCUCACGAACGGGUCUGUCAAUACGAGCGGGACCCGACAAUCUCGCCUGAGCUUCUCUCAGCCGUAUGAAGGCCGCGUUCCUUCUCGCAGAGAGGUGGUAACACCACUAGAGAGAGCAAACUUCAACCCCCUCGCUAAUCAGCGGCGGGGCAACAUACCUUUGCAGCGCCAGGAAUCUCUUGAUGAGGAUAGCAUCUUCCGCGAAGCUGUACUGGACUGUAUGUUCAAGGCUAUUGGACUCUCCAAUACCAAGAAUACACUUCCGAGGUCUGAGUCAGUCGAACAAUCUCCCCGCUUGGUGUCAUUCGAUUCCAGAAAACAGAAGGCUGUAUUCAGCAAUGCGUUCGGUUUCAUGCAUCCAUACGAAGAUUCGGGGGAUGGCGAGUCUGAAUCAAUAGCAUCUGCUUCGAUGUCGGGGUUCAGCAGCAGUGGUCCACAUCUGGCACUAGAAGAAUUGUCGAACGAAGUCGAGAUUGUCUUCUUCCCAAAAGGAUCUGUACUCGUUGAACAAGGAGAGAGAAACCCUGGUCUUUACUAUGUAAUUGAUGGCUUCCUCGAUGUUGGUAUACCUGUUGAGGAUGAUGCAUCGGACCAAAAUAUUUUAGGCACAGCACCUAGAUCGUCGACCAUAGCUCCCUCUGACCUGUUUGGUCCCAAAGCGAUACCUAAACUCGGUCCUCGAAAACACUCACAGCAUAAUUCUGCUCUAAACAAAGACGCAAAUGGGAAAAAGAGCCGCAGAAAGAGCCUUUUCUUGACAAAGCCCGGUGGGCUUGCGGGGUAUCUUGGGACAGUCUCAUCGUAUCGGUCAUUCAUCGACGUCACUGCAAAGACCGAUGUAUAUGUCGGGUUUCUACCACGCGCAGCCAUGGAUCGGAUCGUGGACCAAUUUCCUGUUGUGUUAUUAACUAUGGCUAAGCGACUGACCACGCUCUUGCCGCGAUUGAUUCUCCACAUUGAUUUUGCUCUUGAAUGGGUACAAGUCAAUGCCGGGCAGGUCAUAUACAACCAAGGAGACGAGAGUGAUGCCAUAUACAUCGUUUUGAAUGGUCGUCUCCGCGCAAUACAGGAAAGUGAGGAUGGGAAUAAGUUCAUCGGCGAAUACGGUCAAGGCGACAGCGUAGGCGAACUGGAAGUCCUCACAGAGUCCCGUCGUCCUGGCUCGCUACAUGCAAUACGUGAUACAGAACUAGCAAAAUUUCCCAAGACGUUGUUCAACAGCCUCGCUUUGGAGCAUCCUGGUAUCACGAUUAAGAUUUCAAAGAUUCUGGCAAAUCGAAUGCGAGCCUUGAUAGAUGAUCCUAUGAAUGAGCCCAAAGAGAAAAGUCUCACCACAGCUACGCAAAAGAACGUAUCAUCGACGAUUAAUUUACGAACGAUAUCAAUAUUGCCCGUCACUGCUGGCGUACCUGUCGUGGAGUUCGCCAGUAGACUUCUCAGUGCCCUUUCACAGAUCGGAACUCCGAAUGGAGUCGUUUCUCUGAAUCAAGCCGCAAUCUUGAAUCAUCUUGGUCGACAUGCUUUCAGUAGAAUGGGUAAGCUGAAGCUUGCACAGUAUCUGGCCGAUCUUGAAGAGAAAUACGGCAUGGUGCUGUAUGUUGCAGAUACCAAUGUCAAGUCUCCUUGGACUCAAACCUGUAUCAGCCAAGCGGAUUGUAUUCUGCUCGUGGGCCUUGCAGAAGGCACUCCAGACGUUGGCGAGUACGAAAGGUUCCUGUUGACGACCAAAACAACCGCGAGGAAAGAGCUUGUCCUGCUUCAUUCAGAGCGUUAUUGUCCUCCUGGAUUGACCAGACGUUGGCUCAGAAAUAGGGUCUGGAUCAAUGGCAGCCAUCACCAUAUUCAAAUGUCGCACCGAUCAACGACCGAACCAGUGCACACGCCUGGGCGGCGAUUUGGAUCUGCGCUAAAGCAAAGAGUACAGGUUUUACAGGCAGAGAUACAGAAGUAUACCUCUCGAAAGGUCAGGCAGACACCCCUGUACUCAGCUGAGACGCCUUUCAAGGGUGACUUUCAUAGACUUGCACGAAGACUUUGCGGUAAGUCUGUAGGUCUUGUUCUUGGCGGUGGAGGUGCCCGUGGCAUAUCUCAAGUUGGCAUCAUUAGGGCUCUAGAGGAAGCGGGAAUUCCUAUCGAUAUUGUCGGUGGCACAUCGAUUGGAGCCUUUAUCGGUGCACUCUACGCCUGGGACGCCGACGUGGUACCUAUGUAUGGACGAGCAAAGAAGUUUGCCGGCCGGAUGGGUAGCAUGUGGAGGUUCGCUUUAGACCUCACGUAUCCCACGGCCUCUUACACAACAGGCCACGAAUUUAAUCGUGGAAUCUUUAAGACCUUUGGUAAUUCCCAAAUAGAAGAUUUUUGGCUUGAGUUCUAUUGCAACACUACGAACAUCAGCAAGAGUCGAUCACAAAUCCAUACCAGAGGCUAUGUAUGGCGAUAUGUUAGAGCCUCGAUGUCUCUGGCAGGUCUGCUCCCGCCCAUCUGCGAUAAUGGCAGCAUGCUGCUGGACGGAGGCUACGUCGAUAAUUUGACCGUUUCCCACAUGAAAGCAUUAGGUGCAGAUGUUAUCUUUGCCAUAGAUGUCGGAAGCCUCGACGACGAUGCACCACAGAAUUUUGGAGACUCCCUAUCUGGAUUCUGGGCCGCGAUGAAUCGAUGGAACCCAUUCUCGGCGGUACCAAAUCCCCCGACGCUAUCUGAGAUCCAGGCUCGGCUUGCAUACGUGUCGAGUGUCGAUGCACUGGAACGAGCCAAGACUACACCUGGUUGUCGGUACAUGAGACCACCUAUCGACCCGUACGGAACUUUGGAAUUUGCAAAGUUUGACGAGCUCUACCAGCUUGGUUAUCAGUACGGCAAGCAGUAUCUCGCCCAACUCAGAGAUGAAGGAGUGUUGCCUGUCAUGGAAGAGAAUGAGAGGCAGAAGAACUUGCGAAGGACCAUGGCUCCUAGGCGAGCAAGCAUAUGACAUUACGUAGACAGUCUUAUAUUGAGCCAAUUAGCCUAAUGUUUAUAAGAGUUGCCCCCAGCUCACCACAGAUACCCACCUUAUAGACAAGCAUAAAAGAACAUAAUUUCGGACAUGCAUAGGCGUUGUCUAGAU